GUUUUGUUGACGAUUUCCCUCCCUCCCUCCAGCCCCCUCCUUCUUAUGACGAGGUGAUUAGAGAGACGAGUCAGGGACAGUUCCAGGUGUUGCCUCCCUCCUUCUCCCCCCAACGCUCUGUCUCCACAGCUACCAUCGCCACGCAGACUGACGCUGGACUAGACUUCUCAGCAGUGGCCCACGCCCCCAACCAGAGAGGCUCUGUGGCCAGGAGACCUCCAAGGCCUCCCAGACCUUCCUAUUCCUUUACAGCCAAACUGUUGUACGCUGAUGAAACAACGUCGCAAGCUGAUGACUCACUCAUCUUCGUAGAAGACUGUCCAGCACUUCGCACACACACUCAGACCAGCAGACACACCGUCAUACACACAGAGGAGACAGCGUUUCACUAUGACCUCUUGACCUCUGAUCCUUUCUCACCUCUGACCUCUGCCCCUGGCAGCCAAACUGACCAAUGGGAGCAGUCGUCCUUCGUCCUCCCCCCUCAUUCCACUGUCUUGACAAUGUCCUCCGACCCUCCUCUGCCCCAUAACCAGCCCAGGCCACGUCCUCGCACAAAGAAUAGCCUUCGACCAAUCAGGAGAGAGGUCAAAGUUCAGACUCUGGUGAGGCUGGGACAGACAGGAUGUGAGGUCACAGAGAACCAAGAAGUGAGUCAUCAGGGGGGGAAAUACCUUCAGGAUCUCCUAGACGCUUUCAGCUCCGACGAUUGGGGCUUCCCUGAUCACCAUAGCAACGACGAUGUAGAGAGCGACUUGAGAGGAGAAGAAGAAGAGGAGGAGGAAGAAGAUAUGAGAGCCAGGAUACAAGCCUUCGAGCUGCAGCAGCAACAGGAGGACCAUGGUAACCAUGCAGACAGUGACCACGGAGAUGGAGCGUUGCUUGGGGGUGGGAAACUUGAACCCCACCCCCGAGUACAAGCACUCCCCAAACCGGCCCCAGUCAUCUCCCGGAAACCCUCCCUCGCUGCCAAGACUUCCUCCCGCAAAGGAUUGUGGGAAGAUGGAGGCUCACUUGCGAUAGACUUGAACUUGACUGUUGAUACAGUUACCACCUCCCAACCCACUCCCACUGACCCCUCUCCCAAACCUACCGAGACCCCCCCUGUCCCAGUCCUCGCACCCCUACCCCUGCUUCCCAGAAAGCCCCUCUCUGAACCCCAAAGACCAGACCCCCAGCUGAGGCAGACAGAAGGGACCCCCCUACUCCGUCCACCUCCGAGACCUCCAGUAGCACCAAGGACCAACGAGGCCAUGGUACCCCAAGAGAGAAGCACUAUGGUCGACCCACCAACACCAGCGUUACCCCUUGAAUCCUCCAUAGACCUCCACAUUAACGGCAUUAGACCAAGUGUUGCUCAGAAGCCCAAUGCCAUGUCAUCAUCCCGCAGAGCGAGUGUGCCCCUGUCUGCAUCCGGACUAGCCAUACCUGACAACAGGAGACCCUCUCUGGUCUCUAAACCCUCCAUCCAGACCCCCAUACCCACCUCCCUAGUACCCCUUACCCCGGCCCUGGCUCCACACCCAAUGGGUGCUAGACCUCCAGUCUUAUCCUCAGCUCCAGCCCAAAAGAAAACCCCACUGGUCUCCUCAGAGUGUGAACCUCCUCUUCCUCCUCGACCCCAGGGAGUGUUUAAGAUGCUCCCUCUCCGCCCCCCUCCCAUGAAGACUGUUCCUGGUCGACACCCACCUCUCCAGGCUGUCUCCUCCUCCUGCUCCUCCUACUCUACCACGUCAUCCAAUCAGCCACCCCCUGCCCAGGCUGUCUCCUCCUCCUCCUCCUCCUACUCUACCACAUCAUCCAAUCAGCCACCCCCUGCCCAGGCUGUAGGCUCCCCCGCUUCUACAUCAGCCAACCAGCAGGCAGUCCCUGGCCCCUGCACCACUCCAUCAGCCAAUCAGCCGCAGGGUCAGAGGGCACCAAAGAAAUGCCCCCCUCUACCCCUCCGACCCAGGCCUGGACACCCCCUGUACAAGAGUUACAUGCCCAUCCUUCCAUCUCAACCCAGUGGAGAGGAGUCCCAGCUGGUCACAGCACCUGUCAGUGGUCUGAGGUGUGUGGCACAGUUCGACUUCGAGGGGGAGGAGGAAGACGAGCUGACCUUCUACGAGGGUGAUGUCAUCUCUCUGACGGAGGUGAUUGGUCAGGAGUUGGGGCGGGGACAGAUCCACGGGCGAAUAGGAAUCUUCCCUCUGGCCUUCACGGAGGUCCUUGAGGAACCGCCUCCGUCGGCAGGGAAACGGCCCGUUGUCGAGAAGACCACGAAGAUGGAAUCCUCAGCCCAGCCAAUGAGGGACCAGCCUGUGACCAAGGGCGUGGCCAAGGUCCUGUUUGAUUUCAGUGCAGAGUGAAGAUGAACUCUCACUAAAGGUGGGGGAGGUGGUAACGGGUGGAGGCAGUAGAUGAGGAGUGGUAUCUGGGGGAUGCAGGAGGCGAGGUCCCCAAAAACAACCUGGCACUUCUGCCUGUCACCUGCAAAUAGGACUAUGGAUGUACACUGUGUGUUAGAGACUGUGUGAGAGAGACUGUGUUAUAGAGCGAGAGAGAGAGAGAUUGUGUUAGAGAGAGAUUGUGUUAGAGAGAGACUGUGAGAGAGAGACUGUGAGAGAGACUGUUAACUGUUAGAGAGACUGUGAGAGAGAGCGAGAGACUGUGAGAGAGAGCGAGAGACUGUGAGAGAGAGCGAGAGACUGUGAGAGAGAGCGAGAGACUGAGAGAGAGCGAGAGACUGUGAGAGAGAGCGAGAGACUGUGAGAGAGAGCGAGAGACUGUGAGAGAGAGCGAGAGACUGUGAGAGAGAGCGAGAGACUGUGAGAGAGAGCGAGAGACUGUGCGAGAGAGCGAGAGACUGUGCGAGAGAGCGAGAGACUGUGAGAGAGAGAGACUGUGAGAGAUUGUGAGAGAGAGAGACUGUGAGAGAGAGAGACUGUGAGAGAUUGUGAGAGAGAGAGAGCUGUGUUAGAGGGAGACUGUGUUAGAGAGCGAGAGACUGUUAGAGACAGAGAGAGAGAGCGAGAGAGACUGUGUUAGAGAGCGAGAGACUGUGCGAGAGAGCGAGAGACUGUGAGAGAGAGAGACUGUGAGAGAUUGUGAGAGAGAGAGACUGUGAGAGAGAGAGACUGUGAGAGAUUGUGAGAGAGAGAGAGCUGUGUUAGAGGGAGACUGUGUUAGAGAGCGAGAGACUGUUAGAGACAGAGAGAGAGAGCGAGAGAGACUGUGUUAGAGAGCGAGAGACUGUGUUAGAGAGCGAGAGACUGUGUAUGAGAGAGAGAGCGAGAGACUGUUAGAGAGCGAGAGACUGUGUUAGAGAGCGAGAGACUGUGUUAGAGAGCGAGAGACUGUGUUAGAGAGCGAGAGACUGUGAGAGAGAGCGAGUGAAUGUGAGAGAGAGCGAGAGAUUGUUAGAGUGAGAGACUGUGUUAGAGAGUGAGAGACUGUGUUAGAGAGCGAGAGACUGUGAGAGAGAGCGAGAGACUGUGAGAGAGAGCGAGAGACUGUGAGAGAGAGCGAGAGACUGUGAGAGAGAGCGAGAGACUGUGAGAGAGAGCGAGAGACUGAGAGAGAGCGAGAGACUGUGAGAGAGAGCGAGAGACUGUGUAAGAGAGCGAGAGACUGUGUAAGAGAGCGAGAGACUGUGUUAGAGAGAGAGACUGCGAGAGAGGGAGACUGGGAGAGAGAGAGACUGCGGGAGAGGGAGACUGCGAGAGAGGGAGACUGCGAGAGAGGGAGACUGCGAGAGAGGGAGACUGUGAGAGAGGGAGACUGCGAGAGAGGGAGACUGCGAGAGAGAGAGACUGUGUGAGAGAGACAGAGAGACUGAGAGACAGUGUUAGAGAGACUGAGUUGGUGUGGGUAGAGAGAGAGACUGAGUUGGUGUGGGUAAAGAGAGAGAGAGAGAGACUGAGUUGGUGUGGGUAGAGAGAGAGAGUGUUGACCCACCACUCACCGACGUGGUUAUCUUGAGAGACGAAGCUGUCUGUUUACAUCAGAGUAUGAUAAGGAGUUACUAGAUAGAGCAAACAUAUUAUAUUUCACAACUGAAACCCAAUCCUGUUGAAUCUACAGUUGAAGUCGGAAGUUUACAUACACCUUGGCCAAAUAUAUUUAAACUCAGUUUUUCACAAUUCCUGACAUUUAAUCCUUGUAAAAAUUCCCUGUCUUAGUUCAGUUAGGAUCACCACUUUAUUUUAAGAAUGUGAAAUGUCAGAAUAAUAGUAGAGAAAAUGAUUUAUUUCAGCUUUUAUUUCUUUCAUCACAUUCCUUGUGGGUCAGAAGUUUACAUACACUCAAUUAGUAUUUGGUAGCAUUGCCUUUAAAUUGAUUUACUUGGGUCAAAUGUUUUGGGAAGCCUUCCACAAGCUUCCUACAAUAAGUUGGGUGAAUUUUGGCCCAUUCCUCCUGACAGAGCUGGUGUAACUGAGUCAAGUUUGUAGGCCUCCUGACAGAGCUGGUCUAACUGAGUCAGGUUUGUAGGCCUCCUUGCUCUCACACACUUUUUCAGUUCUGCCCACAAAUUUUCUAUGGGAAUUAGGUCAGAGCUUGGUGAUGACCACUCCAAUACCUUGACAUUGUUGUCCUUAAGCCAUUUUGCCACAACUUUGGAAGUAUACUUGGGGUCAUUGUCCAUCUGGAAGACCCAUUUGCAACCAAGCUUUAACUUCCUGACUGAUGUCUUGAGAUGUUGCUUCAAUAUAUCCAUAUAAUUUUCCCCCCUCAUGAUGCCAUCUAUUUAUUGAAGUGCACCAGUCCCUCCUGCAGUAAUGCACCCCCACAACAUGAUGCUGCCACCCCCGUGCUUAACGGUUGGGAUGGUGUUCUUCGGCUUGCAAGCCUCCCCCUUUUUCCUCCAAAAAUAACGAUGGUCAUUAUGGCCAAACAGUUCUAUUUGGUUUCAUCAGACCAGAGGACAUUUCUCCAAAAAGUGCAAUCUUUGUCCCCAUGUGCAGUUGUAAACCGUAGUCUGGCUUUUUUAUGGCGGUUUUGGACCAGUGGCUUCUUCCUUGCUGAGCGGCCUUUCAGGUUGCCGAUAUAGGACUCGUUUUACUGUGGAUAUAGAUACUUUUGUACCUGUUUCCUCCAGCAUCUUCACAAGGUCCUUUGUUGUUGUUCUGGGGUUGAUUUGCACUUUUCGCACCAAAGUACGUUCAUCUCUGGGAGACAGAACCUGUCUCCUUCCUGAGCGGUAUGAUGGCUGCGUGGUCACAUGGUGUUUAUACUUGCAUACUAUUGUUUGUACAGAUGAACGUGGUUCCUUCAGGCGUUUGGAAAUUGCUCCCAAGAAUGAACCAGACAUGUGGAGAUCUACAAUUUCGUUUCUGAGGUCUUGGCUGAUUUCUUUUGAUUUACCCAUGAUGUCAAGCAAAGAGGCACUGAGUUUGAAGGUAGGCCUUGAAAUAAAUCCACAGGUACACCUCCAAUUGACUCAAAUGAUGUCAAUUAGCCUAUCAGAAGCUUCAAAAUCCAUGACAUCAUUUUCUGGAAUUUUCCAAGCUGUUUAAAGGCACAGUCAACGUAGUGUAUGUAAACUUCUGACCCACUGGAAUUGUGAUACAGUGAAUUAUAAGUGAAAUAAUUUGUCUGUAAACAAUUGUUAGAAAAAUUACUUGUGUCCUGCACAAAGUAAAUGUCCUAACCGACUUGCCAAAACUAUAGUUUGUUAACAAGAAAUGUGUGGAGUGGUUGAAAAAUGAGUUUUAAUGACUCCAACUCUAAGUGUAUGUAAACUUCAGACUUCAACUGUAUCACUUGUCUUAUAUAUAUAUGACUCCACUAUCAGAACAUCACCAACAAAGUAAUUCCCCCACCGGGACGAUGAUCACCAGCCAGCCACUUAUCAGAGUUUUUCAAAUAUAUAUUUCUUAACCGUGUACCUGCCUAACUAAUCCACUGGUCAUUUCACAAUGGAAUCUAGUGGUCACUGCUUUAUAUGAGGAGAAAUCUAACUUCUUCUCAAGCCAAAUUAUAACAUUGACUAUCAAUGUUGAUUAGUAAGUGGAAGUCAGGAUUCAACCCUGUGUUUAACUGAUGUGUUAUAUUACUGUAUAUCUGGACAUUCCAUACAGACUUUUUAAUCCCAAUCCCAAUAAAAUCAUGAUUAAAUGUUGUUA
Molecule: messenger RNA, 6107 nt
Organism: Oncorhynchus masou masou (cherry salmon)
Lineage: Eukaryota; Metazoa; Chordata; Actinopteri; Salmoniformes; Salmonidae
Product: SH3 domain-containing protein 19-like
Exons: 8
Coding region: 504-2351 (615 amino acids)
Biological process (GO): protein transport to vacuole involved in ubiquitin-dependent protein catabolic process via the multivesicular body sorting pathway
Cellular component (GO): ESCRT-0 complex
Molecular function (GO): protein binding
Source: RefSeq, a predicted model, not a curated record